GCCGAGAAAUGAGGCUCCGUCUGACCAGCGCCUUGACGUUUGUGUGCCUCAGCGCGCUCUUCUCCUUCGCCUGGUACGCCGCCCGGAGCGGGAGCGGAGGAAGUGUUUUAGAUUUGAACCAAAGACAGCUUUUGGAACUUCGCCAAAGACUCUUCUUUGCUGAAAAGGAAAACAAAAAAAGAUCCCAAGAGCUGAACAGUGUCCUAAAUGAAAUCAAGCAAUUCAUUGGUGAGCUAGCCAGCACUUCCGGAAAUUUUACAGACUCUACGAAGUUGAACGUGUUGAGUCUCGCCAACAAGCUCCCUAUACAUCUUUCAAAUAUCCAUUACUAUCUGCCUCAUCUCCAGGAGCAUGAAGAUGGUAUUUAUCCAAAUGUUGUAAUUGGACAAGGAAGGACUGGGGUGGCCAUAGUAAUAGGUGUUCCAACAGUGCGAAGAGAAAAGGAAAGCUAUUUGAUGGACACACUGCAAUCCCUUUUAAGUGGAUUGUCUGAAGAUCAGAAGAAGCAUUGUAUGAUAAUUAUCUUUGUAGCAGAGGUGGAUUUAAAAUAUGUUAACAGCAUUGCAGAAAGCAUCAGAAGCCGCUUCCCAAAGGAGGCACUUUCUGGAGUCCUGGAGGUUGUCUCUCCCCCUGCUUCCUAUUAUCCCAAGCUCUCCAAUCUGAAGGCAUCAUUAGGGGAUUCAAGUGAGAGAGUAAGAUGGAGAACAAAACAGAAUUUGGAUUAUAGCUUCUUAAUGAUGUAUGCCCAACCAAGGGGAACAUUCUAUUUACAGCUAGAAGAUGAUAUUAUAGCCAAACCAUCAUAUAUACAAACAAUCAGUGAGUUUGUUGUGCUACAGGACUCAAAGGAGUGGAUGUUUCUUGAAUUUUCUCAGCUUGGGUUUAUUGGAAAAUUAUUCCGAUGCAGAGACUUGCCGCUGAUAGUUGAAUUUUUGUUAAUGUUCUACAAAGAUAAGCCAAUUGACUGGCUUCUAGACCACUUACUUUGGGUUAAAGUUUGCAAUCCAGAGAAAGAUGCAAGACACUGUGAACGGCAAAAGACCUAUUUGCGCAUCCGUUACAGGCCAUCUCUCUUUCAGCAUGUGGGAAUUCAUUCUUCUUUGGCUGGGAAAAUACAGAAAUUGAAGGAUAGAGAUUUCGGCAAAAAUCCAUUACUUACAGCACAUGUCAACCCAGCUGCAGAAGUUACUACAAGUCUAAAAGUAUUCCAGCACUUUACCCUAGAAAAAGCUUAUAAAGGAAUAGAAUUUUUCUGGGCUUUUGCUCCUGUGGCUGGAGAUUAUAUUCUGUUCAGCUUUUGGCAGCCAAUAAAAAUAGAAAGGUACCUUUUUAAAAGCGGAAAUGUCGAACAUCCAGGAGAUAUAAUAGUUGAUGCUACUGUAGAAGUUUUACCCAAUGCUGAGAUAGACAUACAGGCUCAAGAAGGCAAUUCAGGGAAUUUUAAAAUCGUAAAAACUCAGGAUGGAUAUUUUCAAAUAGGCACAUUCAAAAAUGGAAUAGCAGAUGGCAUCGUCAACCCAAACUUAGGAAAUAUAAAAGCUCUUCGUUUAUCUAUCCAUUCUAGUUCUGCUACGUGGUUGUUACUGAGUGAGAUAUUCAUAAAGAUGCAGUGGGAAGAGAAUAAGAAAGAAACACUUCUUUGAAAAUAUGAAUAUCUUGAAUGCGACAUGGAAACAAGGCCAUCUAGUGGCAGCAGCAAAACUGUCAGCUAUAAAAUGUAAUCUCCUUCCUAAUACAGUGUAGUAGGAGAGGGGAUAAUGUUACUUUAAAUCUCAUUAAAUUUUAUUUUUUUUGAAAUACUGAUAA
This is a messenger RNA of Podarcis raffonei (Aeolian wall lizard), 1806 nucleotides long. RefSeq names its product MGAT4 family member D (gene MGAT4D). Gene Ontology annotation, cellular component: endoplasmic reticulum-Golgi intermediate compartment; Golgi stack; endoplasmic reticulum. Gene Ontology annotation, molecular function: acetylglucosaminyltransferase activity. The record is from RefSeq and is a predicted model, not a curated record. The coding region runs from base 9 to 1643 and encodes 544 amino acids. NCBI's taxonomy places the organism in Eukaryota, Metazoa, Chordata, Lepidosauria, Squamata, Lacertidae. The transcript is spliced from 15 exons. Gene Ontology annotation, biological process: protein N-linked glycosylation.